CAAAGAAAAGAGCAAGUACUAACUAAUUAACUAAGAAGCUCACCUCGCGGACCGCCAUUUUGCCCCGCGGCCAAUCCUCGGCUUGUUGAAUGUCAGCCAGCGGCAAAGCGCCUGACCAUCACGCCCUCAAUCUCACACACUCUUGCGGCUGGCAGUCUCUUGUCCCUUUCGCAGCCGCGUUGGUCAUCCCUUUCCUGAUCAAAUUGCUGUCAGCAGGGAAGAACUGGUGCUGGUCUUUCUUCGGGGCGCGUGCUUCUCUCCUUCACAUCGCCCGAGUCACGAGACCCCCCUCCUGGCCGAAGAUUUGCCUUCGACGCCCAAAAGUCCGAACGUUCUCGAUUGAUUUCCUUUUUUUCAAAACCUUUGCAUCCACUGUCUAUCUGCUUUUUGUUUUUUGCCAAUUAUUCCGCCUUCUUCUUUUCUCUCUCCUCAGGUAGAAGACCGUACCCCAGAAUCAGUCUUCUCCCCUUUCAUAAUUCACGCCUGCUACACGCUACCCGGAAACGCGGUUCUGCCUUAUCCCUCCCCCAAUCCUGGCCUCGUCGCGCCAC
Messenger RNA from Aspergillus costaricaensis CBS 115574, 551 nucleotides. RefSeq lists its product as uncharacterized. The transcript has a single exon. Bases 90 to 437 code for a protein of 115 amino acids. Lineage: Eukaryota; Fungi; Ascomycota; Eurotiomycetes; Eurotiales; Aspergillaceae. The record is from RefSeq and is a predicted model, not a curated record.